Molecule: messenger RNA, 2070 nt
Organism: Microcebus murinus (gray mouse lemur)
Lineage: Eukaryota; Metazoa; Chordata; Mammalia; Primates; Cheirogaleidae
Gene: SLC3A2
Product: solute carrier family 3 member 2
Biological process (GO): phenylalanine transport; L-leucine import across plasma membrane; L-alanine import across plasma membrane
Cellular component (GO): basolateral plasma membrane; apical plasma membrane
Molecular function (GO): aromatic amino acid transmembrane transporter activity; L-alanine transmembrane transporter activity; L-leucine transmembrane transporter activity
Source: RefSeq, a predicted model, not a curated record
AAAGGCGCGCAUGCGCCCUUGGGAAACGCGCAGAUGCCGCAACCGCACUGCGGCAGAGCAUCGUCUCUCUGCCGGUUGCUAGAGGAACACCAGCCCUGAGGCCCCGCCUUCGCGCCCAUCCUGCACGGCCGCCUACCCUUAAUCCCCUAGUCUGAGCUCCCUUUGCCCAUACACACACUAAGCCAGUGUACAGCAUCCGCCUCCAUGGAUCCCGUGCCUCUUGAACCCUCGACCAGUGUCGUCUCGGUUCCGCACCAGCCGCCCAGCGCGCAUACGGAGCCUGAUGUCCAGGGUCUCAGCGCGGGAGGCGACUCAGGCGCCAUGAGCCAGAACACCGAGGUGGAUAUGAAGGAGGUGGAGCUGAAUGAGCUAGAACCGGAGAAGCAGCCGAUGAACGCGGCGUCAGAGGCGGCCAUGGCCAUGGCGGUGGCGGGCGCCGAGAAAAACGGUCUGGUGAAGAUCAAGGUGGCCGAAGACGAGGGGGAGUCGGCGGCCACGGCCAAGUUCACCGGCCUGUCCAAGGAGGAGCUGCUGAAGGUGGCGGGCAGCCCCGGCUGGGUGCGCACCCGCUGGGCGCUGCUGGUGCUCUUCUGGCUCGGCUGGCUCGGCAUGCUGGCGGGCGCCGUGGUCAUCAUCGUGCGGGCGCCGCGCUGUCGCGAGCUGCCCGUGCAGCAGUGGUGGCACACGGGCGCCCUCUACCGCAUUGGCAACCUUCAGGCCUUCCAGGGCCCAGACGGGGGCAACCUAGCCGGUCUGAAGGGGCAUCUCGACUACCUGAGCACUCUGAAGGUGAGAGGCCUUGUGCUGGGCCCAAUUCACAAGAACCAGAAGGAUGACAUUGCUGAGACCAACUUACUACAGAUUGACCCCAGUCUUGGCUCCAAGGAAGAUUUUGAAAGUCUCCUGCAAUCAGCCAAGAAAAAGAGCAUCCGUGUCAUUCUGGACAUCACUCCCAACUACAAGGGCGAGAACUCGUGGUUCUCCACUCAGGUUGAUACUGUGGCCACCAAGGUGAAGGAUGCUCUGGAUUUUUGGCUGGGAGCUGGUGUGGACGGGUUCCAGGUUCGGGACGUGGAGAAUCUGGCGAAUGCAUCCUUAUUCUUGUCUGAGUGGCAGAACAUCACCAAGAGCUUUGGCGAAGAUAGGCUCUUGAUUGCAGGGACUGACUCCUCCAACCUUCAGCAGAUUGUGAGCCUACUUGAAUCUACCAAAGACCUGCUGUUGACUAGCUCAUACCUGUCAAAGUCCAGUUUCACUGGGGAGCAAACAAAAGUCCUAGUCACCAAGUUUUUGAAUACCAUCGGCAAUCACUGGUGCGCCUGGAGUUUGUCCCAGGCGGGGCUCAUGACUUCCUUCUUGCCGGCUCAGCUCCUCCGACUCUACCAGCUGCUGUUCUUCACCCUGCCGGGGACCCCCAUUUUCAGCUAUGGGGAUGAGAUUGGCCUGCAGACAGCUGCCCUUCCUGGACAGCCUGUGGAGGCCCCAGUCAUGCUGUGGGAUGAGUCCAGCCUCCCGAACAUGCCAGAGUCCAUAAGCGCCAAUGCGACUGUGAAGGGCCAGAAUGGAGACCCUGGCUCCCUCCUUUCCCUGUUCCGCCGGCUGAGUGACCAGCGGAGUAAGGAGCGCUCCCUGCUGCAUGGGGACUUCCAUGCCCUGUCUUCUGGGCCUGGAGUCUUUUCCUACAUCCGCUACUGGGACCAGAAUGAGCGUUUCCUGGUGGUGCUCAACUUUGAGGGGGCAAACCUCUCAGCCAAGCUGGGGCCCUCCGACUUGCCUGCAACUGCCAGCCUGCCAGCCAGGGUUAACCUCCUGCUCAGCACCAAGCCAGGCCGAGAGGAGGGCGCCUCCCUUGAGCUGGAACACCUGAACCUGGAGCCUCACGAAGGGCUGCUGCUCCGCUUCCCCUACGUGGCCUGACCGGGACCCACUACCCCUCCCCUUCUUCUCCUUGCCACAGGCCCUUUGGGUUCUGGUUUUUUUCUUUCUAUUUUUUUAAACUGUUGCAGAUACAGAUGAACCCCAAAUAAGGUGUUUUCUGCCUUUAAAUAAAAGUCACCCCUGCCUGGUGAG